AUGCAGAACACAGCCUGUGCUUACCUGAACGCUUCCCUCCUGUCUCUAGCGCGUUGCUUGGCGUGCUGCCUGCGUCUGACACCCACACACCACACCACGCACCACGUCUCGCCUCAGCUGCUGUCCUGUCCUGUCCUGUCUCGUCCGGUCCUGUCUUGUCCCGUCCUGUCUGUCCUGUCUGUUCUGUCUGUCUUGUCCCGUCCUGUCUGUCCUGUCCUGUCCUGUCUGCCCUAUCUGUCCUGUCUGUCCUGUCUGUCCUGUCUGUCCUGUCUGUCUUGUCCCGUCCUGUCUGUACUGUCUGUCCUGUCUGCCCUAUCUGUCCUGUCUGCCCUAUCUGUCCUGUCUGCCCUAUCUGUCCUGUCUGCCCUAUCUGUCCUGUCUGCCCUAUCUGUCCUGUCUGCCCUAUCUGUCCUGUCUGCCCUAUCUGUCCUGUCUGCCCUAUCUGUCCUGUCCUGUCUGUCCUGUCCUGUCCUGUCUGCCCUAUCCUGUCCCCGCCCACCUCGCCACUGCAGCGUCCUCCUGCUACCUACCCCACCGCUGCGUGAAAGCACAGAAAUAGAAGACACAAAAACAGAAACGAGCGCGCUCGGAGACAGCUCCCUCACCCUUCACCCGUCUCACUAG
Molecule: messenger RNA, 624 nt
Organism: Ascochyta rabiei
Lineage: Eukaryota; Fungi; Ascomycota; Dothideomycetes; Pleosporales; Didymellaceae
Exons: 1
Coding region: 1-624 (207 amino acids)
Source: RefSeq, a predicted model, not a curated record